AUGGCUGAGCAUCGUCACGUUCAGCUCUACUCGUAUGAAGAGCUCGUGUCCAACAUUCACCGUACCGUUGGGGUCACCGUUUCGCAGCGUGAUCUUGCGCAACCAAUGGCUCAACUUGUUGAGCUGCUUUAUGUCAAGUUUUUGUACAUCAUCUUCGGCUUUGACUUUGAGGACUAUACGAGGAAUCUUCAUAAUGAGCCAGAUCCCGUGAGUUCAUCUGCAGAUAUUCUUGCCAGAAAUGGUCCUCACACUGGACGCGUCCAGCAAUAUGCAGACAGCUUUGUUGUCAAAGUGGUGCUCCGACAUUUGAAACAAAUAAUGCGACUUACAUCCGAGACGUCUUGGAUUGAAGGAAAGACGCCCAUCCCAUUGGAGAAUGUCCGCAUUUCAGAUAUUACGGAGCCUACACCUGCAAGAACAAAAGUGAUUCUUUCGACUUUGAUCAACCUGGUCAAUCUGCGUGACGGCGAAAUGGACAUCUUUGCCGAGGUCUUGGAGCGUUUCACAGCAGCAUCGAAUCAGCGAGAAACAUCUUCUAAGCAGAUAGAACGGCUCAAGGCUGAAAAUGAAGCCGCAAAAGCGGUUAUUGAUCAGAAGAACAAGGCGCUCGAAGAGGAUCUCAAGAAAAAGGAAGAAAGAGAGCAAGAGUUGGCAGAGGCCGAGAGAGCACGCAAGAAAACCAAACAAGAGCUCAAGGAGAUUAAGAACGAGAUGAAGCAAAAGAUUGAACAAAAGGAAAAUCUUGCGAAUCAAGUAUCGGAUUGGGAACGAAGAAAUCUAGACCUCCAACGACGGCUCGUCCGAAGUCCUGAUAGGGUCAAGAACGAGAUUCUUAAUAUGGGCGACGACGUUGCCCAAAAAAGAGAACAAGUGUUUAGUAGGGAGGAGAUGAAUCGCGCACAACGGGCAAAGCUCGAUGCUCUCCAGGUCAUAGAAAAGCACAUGGAGACUCUACAAGAUAAUCUCGUGACUUUGCAAGAUAUUCAACAGGAGCGGAAUAAGCAGCUUAGCGUCGUUCAAUCAAUCAGAGACCAGUUGGAGAAGCAGCGGAUCGAAUAUGAAGACGCAAUGGCAAACAAAGACAGUUGGGAAAAGAAAGGAGAAACUGCGCGACAACGUAUUACCGCCUAUGAACUCAAGAUGGCUGCUGAGAGGAGAGAUAUUGAACUCAGGACGGCCGAGGCUAAAGAGGAAUACGAGCGCGUGACAGAGGAGAGAAGUCAGACCGACCAUCGUAUAGAUGACGACCGGGCUCACGCCGUUGAAAUUCAACGAGAGAUUGACACGAUGAUUCAUGAAGCAGAGAAAAUGAUCCAGCAAACCCUCAACGACUAUUGGCGUCUGACGAAGCAGGCUGACGAGUACAUGGCGACGAUUGCCAAGCGGUUACACUUUCCAUUGCCCACAUCUUGA
This is a messenger RNA of Serendipita indica DSM 11827, 1413 nucleotides long. Lineage: Eukaryota; Fungi; Basidiomycota; Agaricomycetes; Sebacinales; Serendipitaceae. The record is from the annotation of a GenBank genome assembly.